Molecule: messenger RNA, 1083 nt
Organism: Suillus subaureus
Lineage: Eukaryota; Fungi; Basidiomycota; Agaricomycetes; Boletales; Suillaceae
Exons: 2
Coding region: 1-1083 (360 amino acids)
Source: RefSeq, a predicted model, not a curated record
AUGCCCUCUCCCAAUACUCCCCCUCAAUGUCCUCCUGUUCUACAUGCUCCCUCUAUUCCAGCUCACACUCCCUCUCCCAAUACUAAAUGUCCUCCUGUUCCACUUUUUGAUGCAGCAUCUACUUCCAUGGUCUCAUCACAGCCAGAUGUUCCACAUGCUUCCUCCCCACCACCUAAUUCAUCUCUGCCAUCACGUGGAGGGCAGGGAACAGGUAGACCUAAAUGCAGGGGACAUGGUGGUGGUGGAUGCAAAUGUACUACUGAAACUAUUACUGGGGAGUCACCUUUAACUGCUGCCAGUGGUCAGCCGCCCUCUGAUUCAGUCUCUUCUCACCUAUGCAAAUGCACCCUUACUAGUUCAGCUCAAGAUAUACCAGCUGAUAACCCACUGAAGCAACUUGCUCGCUAUGUGCGCAAGGUCCACAUCAAGCCCAAAGAUGUGGUGCAAAGUCUCCAAGUCAACAUUGCAGGCUAUGGGUCUCCAACAACGGAUGAGGAUCUGGAACAAUUUGCAGAUAAGGGUGGAAUCUAUGAGUUGACAGUCUGUAUUGACAACCAUCUUCUUACUCCAAUGCUAAUUACGUUGUGUACAGAUGCCAUUCAACAUGAGAUAGUCCAUGAUCUGGAGAGCUACUAUUAUGUCAUCCUGACACUUGCCUUCAUGUUUGAUGGGCUGUACACAUUGAAAAAAGUUCCAAACACUGACAUGGCAAGUGAGGCAGAGAUGUGGCUUCAUAGGUGGCUUAAAAAUACCAUUGAGAUGAAGAUUUGGCAAGAAGCAGUGGAGAAACAGCACUAUCCUGGUACCAAUGCAGGGUUUUCUAUGGUGGAGGGGCUGUUAGGUGAGGACUGGGCUAUCGAGCCCAUGAAGACAAUGUUGAAGGAGAUGAGAGAGCAUCUUUUCACUAAUGCUGCACCAACCCACUCAGGAAUGCUCAACAUCAUCACCAAUGCCCUUGUCAAGAUAUGUACAAAUCCUGAUCUUGCCCAUCUCUACAAACCUCAGAAAAUGACGAUGGAGUGGGCAAAGGCAACUGGUGGCAAUGGGGUUCCCAGCCACUCUUCCAUCCUUCCUGCACUGUGA